This is a messenger RNA of Trichoderma aggressivum f. europaeum, 1818 nucleotides long. RefSeq lists its product as uncharacterized. Bases 1 to 1818 code for a protein of 605 amino acids. NCBI's taxonomy places the organism in Eukaryota, Fungi, Ascomycota, Sordariomycetes, Hypocreales, Hypocreaceae. Gene Ontology annotation, cellular component: nucleus. The record is from RefSeq and is a predicted model, not a curated record. The transcript has 5 exons. Gene Ontology annotation, molecular function: ATP binding; RNA binding; RNA helicase activity.
AUGGCCAUUCCUGAAAAUGGACAAGUCGCCGAGGGCGAGGACCAGGCCGCUGCUGGCUGGGUCGAGCGCACUGCCUUUGACUACACCGCCAUGGCUCAGGCCCAAGCUGGCUCUACCUGGGACGGCAAUGCCCGUAUCUAUCAGUGGAGCGAUGAAUUCGGAGAUGUCGGCCCAGCUUUUGAGGAGCUUGAGGUUGAGCUUUUUGGCUCCGUUGAGGAUCGCAACAAGCACAUUGGUGGCGGUCUCGAUUUUUCUGCGAUCGAGAGCAUCGAUGUCGUCCAGGAAGGCCCUGAGCGCAUCGAGUACAUCAAGGCGUUUGCUGAUGCUGGCAUUCAUCCUGUCAUGAUGAAGAAUGUGGAACUUUCGGGAUAUCAAGUCCCAACCCCAAUCCAAAAGUUCACUAUCCCGGCCAUCUUGCAAGGCUACGAUGUCAUUGGCGUUGCUCAAACAGGCUCUGGAAAGACUGCUGCUUAUCUGAUUCCCAUUCUCAGUAAACUCAUGGGAAAGGCAAAGAAGCUGGGCGCCGCUCGCCCCAAUCCCCUCACCUUCCAGGAGGGCGUUGACAAUGUGAUUGCGGAGCCGCUGGUCGUCGUCGUCGCACCCACUCGUGAGCUGGCCGUGCAGAUCUUCAACGAAGCCAGAAAGCUCUGCUAUCGCUCUAUGCUGCGCCCUUGUGUCGUGUACGGCGGAACCCCAAUCCGUGAGCAGCUGAGUCUCCUCUCUCGAGGCUGUGAUAUCUUGAUUGGCACUCCUGGCCGCCUCAAAGACUUCAUCGGACGCCCUGACAGACUGACUCUCCGCCGAGUCAAGUACAUGGUCAUCGACGAGGCUGAUGAGAUGCUCAACCAGGACUGGGAGGAAGAUCUCCGCGCAAUUCUCUCUGGUGGAGAACAAGAUGAAGGCAAUGUCAAGUAUGGCCUUUUUUCGGCCACAUUCCCUCGCGCGGCUCGAGCCCUCGCCAAGGAAUAUCUGUCUGCUUCCCAUGUGCGCUUUCGUGUCGGCCGAGCCGGAAGCACGACGGAGAACAUCAAACAGAUUGUCAUUGAGACUGGCCGAGAGAAGAAGAAUGAGCUUCUUCUCAACCUUCUUGAAGAGAUGAAUAGUGUGCGCACCAUCAUCUUUGUCAACAGCCGUCAAGCUGCGGAUACGCUGGACGACUUUUUGUACAAUAUGAAGCUUCCGGUCACUUCUAUCCACAGCGACCGUACUCAGGUGGAGAGAGAGGCGGCCAUGAGAGCCUUUCGCAGUGGCCAAGCCCCUAUCCUCGUGGCUACUGGUGUUACGGCUCGCGGUAUCGAUGUGCGAAAUGUCAUGCACGUCAUCAAUUAUGACCUGCCAUCCAUGGAUCAUGGUGGAAUCGAAGAGUAUACUCAUCGUAUUGGUCGUACCGGUCGCAUCGGUCACCGAGGAGUGGCAACUUCAUUCUUUACCGAUCGUGACGAGGCCAUCGCGAGCGUUCUUACCAGAACAUUGUUGGAGACUAAUCAGGACAUUCCCGACUUCCUGCAGUCCUACAUCCCGGAGAAUUAUGCCGACGGCACCAAGGUCAAGUUCGAGACGGAGUCGGACUUUGACCCCAAUGAUGUUGCUGGUGCUGGGGAUGCCCAGGGAGGCGGUUGGGGAGGAGAUGACACUGGCAACGGUGGAUCCGGUGCAGGAGGCUGGGGCGGUUCUGGGGGAUCUGGUGAUGCCGCAGGCUCUGGCGGCGAUAUGGGCGGAGGCGAUUCUGGCGGCGGCUGGAACACCGGCGGUGAUAUGGGUGGAGGUGAUUCUGGCGGUACCUGGGGUGCAGAGGCACCUUCCACCAAGGCAUGGUAA